This is a messenger RNA of Amphibalanus amphitrite, 5688 nucleotides long. It is a transcript of the gene Kdm5, whose product is annotated as lysine-specific demethylase 5A-like. Gene Ontology annotation, molecular function: DNA binding; histone demethylase activity. The coding region runs from base 84 to 4907 and encodes 1607 amino acids. NCBI's taxonomy places the organism in Eukaryota, Metazoa, Arthropoda, Thecostraca, Balanomorpha, Balanidae. Gene Ontology annotation, cellular component: nucleus. The transcript has 32 exons. Gene Ontology annotation, biological process: chromatin remodeling. The record is from RefSeq and is a predicted model, not a curated record.
UGUCUUAUACGGCCUUGGUGGUGGCGUCGGUGGGGUUAGCGGCGAGGAGUGGCGAUAGGUUAUGCGUCCGGGCCGCCGUCGCCAUGGCUGCCGAGUUUGAGUUUGUGCCACCGCCCGAGGCGCCCGUGUUUCGGCCUACCGCUGACGAGUUCGCCGACCCGCUGACCUACAUCAACAAGAUCCGGCCGAUCGCCGAGCAGACGGGCAUCGCGCGCAUCAUCCCGCCCCCGGAUUGGCAGCCGCCAUUCGCGGUGGAUGUGGACAACCUGAAAUUCACACCCCGGAUCCAGCGACUCAAUGAGCUGGAGGCACAUACACGCGUGAAGCUCAACUUCCUGGACCAGAUCGCCAAGUUCUGGGAGCUGCAGGGCUCUUCGCUGCGCAUCCCGCUGGUCGAGGGCAAGGCGCUCGAUCUGCACGCACUGCACUGCGAGGUGCAGAAAGAAGGUGGACCGGACGCCGUCUCCCACAGCCGCCGCUGGAACCAGAUCGCACACCGAAUGGGCUUUCCCACGGCCAAACACCACCUCAGUUUUACGUUAAAACACCACUACGAGAAGAUCCUUCAGCCUUAUGAUAUCUUCAAGUCAGCACAGCCGGCCGGCGAGCAGCCGACAGCUGCUGACCAGUCAGCGGUGCCCGAGGCGGGGAAGGCGUCACCGGACGACCCGGCUAAGAAGCUGGCCGGCACGCGGCGCGUGUCGCGCCCCCAGGACACCACGCUGGACCACGAUGCCGUCCAGGAGCUGGCCGACCAGGGGCCCAACAACAAGGAGCUCAAGCGGCUCCAGUUCUACGGCGCCGGGCCCAAGAUGUCCGGCUACCAGGAGAACAACAAGAGCAAACCCAGGGCCAAGAAGAUCCUGUACGACAUUGACCCGCUGGCGCGCUACGUCUGCCACAUCUGCACCAAGGGCGACUCGGAGGAGUCGAUGCUGCUCUGUGACGGCUGCGACGACAGCUACCACACGUUCUGCCUGAACCCGCCGCUGAUCGAGAUCCCCAAAGGCGACUGGCGGUGCCCGCAGUGCGUGGCUGCCGAGGUGGAGAAGCCGCAGGAGGCGUUCGGGUUCGAGCAGGCGCAGAAGGAGUACACGCUGCAGACGUUUGGCGAGAUGGCCGACCAGUUCAAAUCGGACUACUUCAACAUGCCCGUGCACAUGAUCCCCACGCAGACGGUGGAGCGCGAGUUCUGGCGGAUCGUCUCGUCGAUCGACGAGGACGUGUGUGUCGAGUACGGCGCCGAUCUGCACACCAUGGACCACGGCUCUGGCUUCCCCACCGCCCAGUCCAAGAACCUCAGCGACGCCGACCAGGAGUAUGUCCGCUCCGGCUGGAACCUGAACAACAUCGCCGUGCUGGACGACUCGAUUCUGGCGCACAUCAAGGCCAACAUCUCCGGCAUGAAGGUGCCCUGGAUGUACGUCGGCAUGUGCUUCUCCACCUUCUGCUGGCACAACGAGGACCACUGGAGCUACUCCAUCAACUACCUGCACUGGGGCGAGCCCAAGACGUGGUACGGCGUGUCCGGCCUGCGCGCGCAGCAGUUCGAGGAGGCCAUGAAGUCGGCGGCGCCGGAGCUGUUUAAGGCGCAGCCGGACCUGCUGCACCAGCUGGUGACCACCAUGAACCCCAACGUGCUGAUGGCGGCUGGUGUGCCGAUCUUCCGCACGGACCAGCACGCCGGCGAGUUUGUCGUCACCCUGCCGCGCGCCUACCACACCGGCUUCAACCAGGGGUUCAACUUCGCCGAGGCCGUCAACUUCGCGCCGCCGGACUGGCUGGCCAUCGGCCGCCAGUGCGUCACUCACUACUCGCAGCUGCGCCGCUUCUGCGUGUUCUCGCACGACGAGCUGGUGUGCAGCAUGGCGCUGGAACCGCAGCGGCUCAGUCUGCUGGUCGCCUCGGCCACAUACCAGAACAUGCUCAGCAUGAUCGACGACGAGCGCACCAGCCGCACACAGAUGCUGGAAAAGGGUGUGCGGAGGGCCGAGCGGGAGGCGUUCGAGCUUCUGCAGGACGACGAGCGCCAGUGCGACUACUGCAAGACUACCUGUUUUUUGUCGGCCAUCACGUGCCCAUGCAGCCAGCGGCUCGUCUGCCUGCGACACUACGACAAGCUGUGCCAGUGCCCGGCCGCCAACCACGUGCUCAAGUAUCGGUACACGCUCCAGGAGCUCCCGGAGAUGUUGCGCGCCCUCAAGGUGCGCGUCGAGAGCUUCGACCAGUGGAUUCUCCGUGUCAAGGAUGGGCUCGAGGCCACAGGAGAGGCCCGGCUAGGUCUGGACGAGCUGAAGGCGCUGCUGCAGGAGGCCGAGGCGAACCGGUUCCCUCAGUCGGACCUCAUCACCUCGCUGGCGCUGGUGAUCGAGGAGGCCACCAAGUGCUCCAUGGUGGCGCAGCAGCUGGCCUUAAACAAAGUCCGCACGCGGACCCGCGGCCAGGGCGAGUCCAAGUGCCGCCUGACGGCCGACGAGCUGACGCUGUUCCACGCGCACAUCUGCCAGCUGGCCUGCCGGGUGCCCGAGCAGGACGAGCUGCGCCGUCUGCUAGACCAGGUGCAGCAGUUCCAGCGGCGUGCCGUGCAGCUGGUGGAGCCCGAGCUGCCGCCCCCGUCGGCCGACAUACAGGCGUGCGUCCAGCUCGGCGACGAGCUGGACAUCGAGCUACCGGAGACGGCCGAGCUGCGCCAGCGGCUCAGCCACGCGCGCUGGAUGGAAUCGGUGGAGGAGGGUCUGGAUGGCCGGCGCCGCCUCUCGCUGGAGGCCGUGGCCGAGCUGGUGCAGACGGGACGCACGCUGCCGCCCUACCACGUGGUGGAGCGCGCACUGGGCGAGCUGCAGGGCCUGCUGCAGACCGGCCAGCGGCACGAGGAGCGCGCCGGCGCCGCGCUGGCCGCCAGGCCGCCGCCCAGUCUGGCCGAGGUCGAGGCGCUGCUGCGAGACGCCGACAAGGUACCGGCCGCGCUGCCCACCGUGCAGGCGCUGCGAGACGCCGCCACAAAGGCCCACGACUGGAUGGAGCGCGCGGCGGCCAUCACCGAGCGCAGCCAGCACCCGCGCCUCGAGGCGGUUGAGGCGCUGGUAGCUCGCGGACAGCCGAUCCCGAUCCUGCUGCCCGACCUGGUGCGCCUCGAGACACUGGCCAACAGCGCCAAGGCGUGGCGCGAGCGCACCAGCCGCGCGUUCCGACGCAACUCGCUCUCGCUGCUGGAGGUGCUGACGCCGCGGACGGAGGUGGGCGUGUACCCGGGCGGCGGCCGGCGCCGGCGGCGGCCGGGCCCGCCGGCGGCUGAGGGCGGCUCCGAGGCCCAGGUGGUGGACGCCUACCGGGAGGCCGAGCGCCGCGAGCUGGAGCUAAUUCGCCAGCACCGCGCCGCCAACCUGCAGAAGCGUCAGACGGACGGCAACAGCGGCACCUACUGCGUCUGCCAGCAGCGGCCGCGGGCCGCCAUGCUGCAGUGCCAGCUGUGCUGCGACUAUUUCCACAGCUCGUGUGUGCCGCUCUCCAAGGGCGGCUCGAAGCGGUCGGGCGGCGCGGCGGCCUGCGAGCCGGCGGUGCGACUGAGUGCCGGCGGCCGGUUCCUGUGUCCGCUGUGCCGGCGCUCGCGGCGGCCGCGGCUCGAGACGGUGCUCAGCCUGCUGGUGGCGCUGCAGAAGCUGGUGGUGCGACUGCCCGAGGGCAUAGCGCUCCAGUGUCUCACCGAGCGCGCCAUGCGCUGGCAGGACCGGGCUCGUCAGCUGCUGACCACUGACGAGGUAGCGGCCGCCCUGGCCAGCCCGGCGGCCCCAGCGGGCACCUCCAGCCAGGCGGGCGACUCAGCGGUGGCACCGGCGGCCGACGGCGGUCCGACGCCUACGGCCGACACCGGCCGCCAGACCGGCCGGCCGCCCAUCAAACUCGAGUCGGAGGCCGAGCUGCCGCCCAGCGCGCCGGUCUUCUCCAGCUCGGAGCACGCCUACUCCUCAGCGUUCAAGCAGACGCCGCCGACUCCGGCGCGCAAGCCACGCAAGGCGGUGCUCUCUCCGCGGCGCACCGAUUCGCCUCCGCCGCCUCCUCCCCCUCCACCGGCGCCGGCGGCAGCCCGGUCGUCGGCCGGUCGGCUGGGCGCCCAGUCGCUGUCGCAGCUGGAGGCGCUGCUGCUGGAGGGCGACCUGCUCGAGGUGACGCUGGACGAGACCGAGCAGCUGUGGAGACUGCUCUCCGCCGGCCGGCCGCCCACCGGGCAGCCCAGCUUCCCAGACAUCGACAUCGUCAAGGUGGAAACCGGUGCGCCGCGUCAGCAGGCGACCGGCCCGCGCAGGAAGCGCGGUGCCGCAUCGUCGCGCGCCGGCCACCCGACCAAGCGGCUCAAGGUGAAGGUGAAGGGCUCGGGCGCCGAGGAGCCGGCUGAGGAGGGCGCCGAGCCGGCCAGUCCCGCCCGGCGCGUCCCCAAACAGGGCGCCGCCAUCAAACGCAGACUCGCCGCCAAAAAGCGAAUGAUGUUUGAGAAGGGAGCACGCAAAACGGCCAAGGCUCGCAGCCAUUCGCCGGCCAGUGAGGGCGCCGGUGCCAUUCGCAACUACGUAGAGGACUGCGCCGCUAAACCCUGCCAGAAGCCGCACGGCUCCUGUAUAAACUGGAUCGGCUGCGACGACUGCGAGCAGUGGUACCACUACAUCUGCGUCGGCCUGCCCAAGAACUACCAGGUGACCGAGGACAUGGUGUACAUCUGCCCGCGCUGCCAGGACACCCAGGCGCCGCGGCCGGCAGCGGCCGGAGCAGGCGGCGGCGGCUCGCUGCUGGAGCUGGCAGGCGGCGGCGGCUCGCUGCUGGAGCUGGCCGCCGCCGCUCAGGAGGAGGACGGCGCCAGCGCGCUGCUCUCGCUGGCGGCCGGCGGCGCCGGCCAGUCGCCCGAGCUGCAGUAGCGGCCCUCUGGCAGCACGCACCGGGCGCCCAGUGUCGACGGCAGCCGCACUCGGCCGCGGCGCGCUGGCGUCGAGCGCAGCUCAGCACGCGGAGCACACGUUCAAACAGUUCUGCUUUGAUUGGGACGUCACCUUUCGGGUUUUGUGUAGUUUAUGACUCUGAACACAAAAGCGUCGUCUGCGUUGCGCCGCCGCCGAAGAGCGUCGUAUAUGUUCUGCGGUUCAGCGCGCUCUCCCAGUCUGCGUGUCCCAGUCUGUGUGGCGCGCUGUCCCAGUCUGUGGGGCGCGCUGUCCCGGUCUGUGGGGCGCGCUGUCCCGGUCUGCGGGGCGCGCUGUCCCAGUCUGUGGGGCGCGCUGUCCCGGUCUGUGGGGCGCGCGCUGUCCCGGUCUGUACGAUGCGCUGUCCCAGUCUGUGGGGCGCGCUGUCACGGUCUGUACGAAGCGCUGUCCCGGUCUGUACGAUGCGCUGUCCCGGUCUGUGGGGCGCGCUGUCCCGGUCUGUACGAUGCGCUGUCCCGGUCUGUGGGGCGCGCCGCUCGGCAGCUUCUCUGGUGGCGCUGGGGUUCGGCGUUCCCGGUGGCAGCCGAUAGCUUGGCUGCUGUCUGUGUGGGAGGGGAUUCCGGCGUUCGUGAAGCGCUCUGUCCACGGCCACCGAGGCAGUUCCGCGCAGUCCGGUCAGCGCCAUGUUCACUGAUCAGUGACUCGCACCAAUUUCGGCCUGGUAUUCACCUCUAUGUGACCACAUCUGAAGCGUAGAAAGGUUCAAUAAAUGCACAUUUGA